This is a messenger RNA of Abrus precatorius (Indian licorice), 1600 nucleotides long. Its product is annotated as NAC domain-containing protein 72-like. The transcript is spliced from 3 exons. Gene Ontology annotation, molecular function: DNA binding. Bases 146 to 1168 code for a protein of 340 amino acids. The record is from RefSeq and is a predicted model, not a curated record. Gene Ontology annotation, biological process: regulation of DNA-templated transcription. NCBI's taxonomy places the organism in Eukaryota, Viridiplantae, Streptophyta, Magnoliopsida, Fabales, Fabaceae.
GAGAAAAAAGAAGAAAAAAGAUAACUUUUUAGUUUUGGGAAAAGUAGCUUGCUUAGCUUCCCCUGUUUCUUCUUCCUUCUUCCGCGGUUCUAUUCAUUUUUCUCUUUAACUCUUUUGCUCAUUCGGAGAAUACCUGUGUUUGAAAAUGGGAGUUCCAGAGAAAGACCCUCUUUCCCAAUUGAGUUUGCCUCCUGGGUUUCGGUUUUUCCCCACCGAUGAGGAGCUUCUCGUUCAGUAUCUUUGCCGCAAGGUGGCUGGUCACCAUUUCUCUCUGCCAAUCAUUGCCGAAAUUGACUUGUACAAGUUCGACCCUUGGGUUCUUCCAAGCAAGGCGAUUUUUGGCGAGAAAGAAUGGUACUUUUUCAGCCCGAGAGACCGGAAGUACCCGAACGGGUCUCGACCCAACAGAGUUGCCGGGUCCGGGUACUGGAAAGCUACGGGAACCGACAAGAUCAUCACCACCGAAGGCAGAAAAGUUGGCAUAAAAAAAGCCCUCGUUUUCUACAUUGGUAAAGCUCCCAAAGGCACGAAAACCAAUUGGAUCAUGCACGAGUAUCGCCUCCUAGACUCUUCCCGAAAGAACGGCGGCACUAAGCUGGACGAUUGGGUUCUGUGUCGGAUAUACAAGAAGAACUCGGGUUCCCAGAAAGCGGUGGCAAACGGUGGCGUUUCGAGCAAUGAAUACACUCAGUACAGCAACGGGUCGUCGACAUCGUCGUCGUCUCACCUAGACGACGUUUUGGAAUCGCUGCCAGAAAUCGACGACCGUUGCUUCAACCUGCCACGUGUGAACUCGCUGAGGACGAUGCAACAACAGCAGCAGAACCUGGGUGCAGGGGGUUUGGUGGAUUGGACGAACCCUGCGGUUCUGAACACGGUUUCGGAGUACGUUACGGGUAACCAAGCGGUGCAGGAACAAACUCAGGGGAUGCUGAAUUACGGUGCCUGUAAUGACCUUUAUGUCCCUACACUCUGUCACGUGGACUCGACGGUUCCGGAAAAACCGGGAAAUCCGUUGGAGGAUGAGGUUCAGAGCGGCGUCAAGAUCGAACGCCUCCAGAAUCCCGGGUAUUUUCAGAACGAGUUCACACAGGGGUUUUCAAAUUCGGUGGACCCGUUUGGGUUCAGGUACCCGGUUCAGCCGGUGGGGUUCGGGUUCAGGCAUUGAACCGGGUUGGGGGUAAAUGUGUAAAUAGGUGGGGAUUCUUUGGGCUAACAGGUUGGCUUUUAGAUUCCAAAUAUAGGGAUAUUUUAGAGAAAGGGUGGAAAAUGGAAAAUGGAAAAUUUUGGUCCUUGUUUUCGGCCAGAUAUGGAGGUGGAGACGUUCAACGAAUUAAUCCACAGGAUAAAGCAACCGUUUUGUCUUCGAAAAUUAAUUGCUUGGGAUGUAGUUCUUUGCUCCACUGCACAUUAAUCACAUUUUGUACUUCAAAUCAACUACCAAUUGUUCCUAACAUCGUUAGUAAAGUGUAAUUAGCAAUUAGCAAUCAAUAAUAGUAUAUUAAUAUUUUACAUCGCUAAAAAUUAAUAUUUUAAUAUGCACGUGUAAAAUGAGUCACCGUUGAUCAAAUUCCAAAGGGUAGGUGCGUUACCAUUUACC